Molecule: messenger RNA, 1254 nt
Organism: Oppiella nova
Lineage: Eukaryota; Metazoa; Arthropoda; Arachnida; Sarcoptiformes; Oppiidae
Source: the annotation of a GenBank genome assembly
CUACACUAUAUAAAUACAGUAGGUUAUGGUAAAUGCAUGGAUUAAUAUUUUGAAAAUUAUUUUAAAAAGCGACUGUUUGUUUAAAUUUAUAAAAUUAUUCUUAUAAAUUUUUAUUUUUGUAUUUGCUACACAUUAUUAACAUGGACAAUUUGAAUAGUCAACCCAAAACUGACGAGGCGGGUGAUUACGGCGAAGCCGUAACUUACGAGGACUUACACCUACUAGUGGUCGACCGGUUAACCCCUGUACGUGACCUAAUGAUCACUGCCAGUGCCCAAUAUAAAACCCAGGGCCUAACAGUCCCUAUCAUACUUUACGAGGAUGUUAUCCGGUUUGCUACCGAAAAGUUACCAUGGUGCGGUCAACAGCUUAAGGCUAUUGACAAUAAUGACAUACGCCAUGCCCUGGUGUCCCUGUUCAUCGGCGAGAUUAACGGUUUUAAUUAUAUGGCUAACCGAUUGGCUCGGAUUAGAGCCGGUAGGGAACUGGUGGUUACGGGCAGUGAAGGGGAACUGAUGGUCAGGUUAAGGGCGUUGGAGGGGAAGAUAUUUUUGCUGUUGGAUCACGUGAUUAGUCACGCGAGACACCCGUUUUGGCAUGAUUUUCAUACCCAGCUACCCAAAUCGGACAUCGCCGCUGACUACGGGGAGGCCGUCACCUACGACGACAUGAGCGCCUACGUCGUGGACCUCUUAACCCCCGUUCGUGACCUAAUGCGGGAGGCGGAGGUUAAUUACAAACACCAGGGCCUAACCGUCCCCAUCAUAUUCUACGAGGACAUCAUCCGGUUCGCCACCGAAAAACUACCAUGGUGCGGUGAACAAUUAGUGGCCAUCCAGCCCAAUGACCUACGACACAUACAAGUGUCCUUGUUCAUAUCCGAGAUCAAUGGCACCAAUUUUAUGGCUCGACGUGUGUCCCGGUUGAGGGUCGGGAAGGAACUGGUGAUCACCGGUAGUGAACAGGAACUCAUGGGUAGGUUACAGGCGUUGGACUCGAAAAUUAGUUAUAUGUUGACUCACGUGAUCAAUAACGCCCGGCACCCCUUUUGGACUGACUUCCACACUCACAUAAGAGCUUUUCUAAGUGCCGAGUUCCCCAAACUGUACAAGGAGAUUAAUGCGUUGCCUACCACUGAACUGAGACAGAAAAACAUACAGUUGCUAAUCAUGGACUUGACACACUGCUUAUUGCCACCCCUGUAGUUGUGGUGGACAUACAUUAUUUACUCUACUUUCAUAAAAUAUAUUUUAC